CACAUCAGGGAACAGUGUUAUCGUAUACCUUAGUCUGUUGUUUCCAACUGUUUCAGAAACUCUUCUUAUUUGUAGAGGAAGUAGAGAACUCACAUUUUCAAAGAUGAGAGAGUGAACCAUGCGCUCCAGGGGGGGCGCGUAGUUGGCGAGGUGUCCCUUUCGACAUCACUGGAGGUUCGAUGCCGUAAUGUUAAAUUUUUCAGUUGUCGAUACUUUUAAAAGCGAUAAGAAUGAUUCUGAACUUUCCAGCACCAUCGUACGCCCAAGCUUCAACGCUAUUACGACGGGAAACCUCUCCAUCAUGCAGAACAACAAAUCGUGCGAGGAGCAAUUAACCGACUUUGACACGGUGGAGAAAAUAUUCAUUGGGACUAUGCUGACUAUCAUCACAGCGGUCACAGUGAUGGGAAACACUCUGGUGGUGAUUGCUGUGUGCGUGGUUAAAAAACUGCGCCAACCAUCAAACUAUCUGUUGGUAUCUCUGGCAGUAGCAGACCUCUCUGUGGCGCUUGUAGUUAUGCCCUUUGUUAUAGUAACAGACUUGACUGGAGGCAAAUGGCGUUUUGGCCCCGUGUUUUGCAACAUCUUUAUCGGAAUGGAUGUUAUGUGUUGUACGGCCUCUAUAAUGACUUUGUGUGUUAUCAGCGUGGACAGGUAUCUGGGCAUCACCCGACCCUUGACCUACCCGGCCCGUCAGAACGGCCAGCUGAUGGCCAAGAUGAUCUUCGGCGUGUGGCUGGUGUCGGCGUCCAUCACGCUGCCGCCGUUCUGCGGCUGGGCCAAGAACGUGUACGAGGGCGACGUGUGCCUGAUCAGCCAGGACCUGGGCUACACCAUCUACUCCACAGCCGUGGCCUUCUACAUCCCCAUGCUGGUCAUGCUGGUCAUGUACUACAAGAUCUUCAGGGCGGCGCGCAAGAGCGGCGCCAAGCACCGCUCCAUGCACUUCUCCGAGCGCCACGCCGAGCCGCUGGCCACGGUGGCGGGCGGCGGCGGCGGCGAGGCGCUGAAGAUGCAGGGCCUGAAGGGGCCGGUGGCGUCGGGCGUGGCCGAGGAGUGCGCGGCGCUCUCGCGGCUCCUGAGCCGCGAGCGCCACAACAUCUCCAUCUUCAAGCGCGAGCAGAAGGCGGCCACCACGCUGGGCGUGAUCGUGGGCGUCUUCGGCGUCUGCUGGCUGCCCUUCUUCACGCUGACCACCGUGCGGCCGUUCGUCUGCGGCGACGACGGCGGCGGCUGCGGCUGCGUGCCCGUCUGGCUGGAGCGCACGCUCCUGUGGCUGGGCUACGCCAACUCGCUCAUGAACCCCUUCAUCUACGCCUUCUUCAACCGCGACCUGCGCUCCACCUACCGCGACCUGCUGCGCUGCCGCUACCGCAACAUCAACCGCCGCCUGUCAGCGGUGGGGGUGCACGAGGCACUAAAAGUGUAGAUGGA
Sardina pilchardus (European sardine) is the source of this 1434-nucleotide messenger RNA. RefSeq names its product 5-hydroxytryptamine (serotonin) receptor 7c (gene htr7c). Bases 188 to 1429 code for a protein of 413 amino acids. The transcript has 2 exons. Gene Ontology annotation, cellular component: plasma membrane; dendrite. Gene Ontology annotation, biological process: chemical synaptic transmission; vasoconstriction; G protein-coupled receptor signaling pathway, coupled to cyclic nucleotide second messenger. NCBI's taxonomy places the organism in Eukaryota, Metazoa, Chordata, Actinopteri, Clupeiformes, Clupeidae. Gene Ontology annotation, molecular function: G protein-coupled serotonin receptor activity; neurotransmitter receptor activity. The record is from RefSeq and is a predicted model, not a curated record.